AUGUCGAGUGGUCGGAACACUCACUGGUGUCACAGAUGUCAACGUGGUGUUUGGCUUCGUGGUAGAGAUUCUGUCUGUCCCUAUUGUGGAGGAGGAUUCGUUGAGGAAAUCGAUGUAGGACCGGGCAUUGAUAUCCUUAGAGCUCACAGGGAUGUUGAACGUGAUUCAACCUUUGAUCUCAUGGAAGCUUUCUCAGCCUUCAUGAGAAGCCGCUUAGCUGAAAGAAGCUAUGACCGAGAGAUCAGUGCGAGAGUUGGCUCUGCAGGCUCCGAGAGCUUUUCAAGUAUAGCUCCUCUAUUGAUCUUCGGUGGCCAAGCUCCCUUUAGAUUGGCUGGUGGAGACAGCAAUUCAGUCGAAGCCUUGUUCAACGGGUCACCUGGAAUUGGUAUCACUCGCGGCGGCAACACCAACGCCGGAGACUACUUCUUCGGACCAGGUCUUGAAGAACUCAUCGAGCAGCUUUCGUCGGGCACUCAUCACCGUGGUCCACCGCCUGCACCAAGAUCAUCGAUCGAUGCGUUGCCUACCAUCAAGAUCACACAGAAGCAUCUCAAGUCAUCAGACUCUCACUGCCCGGUUUGCAAAGACGAGUUCGAGCUUAAAUCAGAAGCGAAACUGAUGCCAUGUAACCAUAUCUAUCAUUCUGACUGCAUCGAAGAAGAGAAGCCGAGUUCGAGUGUUCAUCCAGAGUCUCUUAUUGGAAAACGGGUAAGUGAAAGAUUGCCUGAUGAAGAUGAUUCCCCCACGAACAAGAAAGUGAAACUUGACCAACUCCAGAAACAGGUUUACGGCGAUGUUAACGCAGAGUCUCCAGCACUAUCCAGCUCAAGGGAGUUGAUCAUGCAAGACCUAAUGGACGAAAGCAACAGUACCCACGAAGCUCAGAUCGCGAUUGAUGAUAAAAUCAAAACUGUUACACCAUUGAGAAAGGAGUCAAAAUACAAAGGUUUGCCUGAGUGUUUCGAAUUUCGUCCAGAAGAUGAUGAGAUGGUAAAAUAUUAUUUGAAGAAAAAAGCUCAAGGACACCCAAUGAACAGGCCCGAAGAGUGUCAUGAUAUCCUCUCAAAACCUCCUCGUGAUUUGCCUGACUAUCCAGAAGAAACGCAUUGGUAUUACUUCUGCAAGAAACCUAACGGCCAAGACCCUCAAAAUCUCUGGACACAAAUCGGUAAAGCUAGUAUCGUGGUCGAUCCACAGGGAAAUCGUGUCGGUAUCAAGCGUGCCUUUACUCUCACUGAGCAGGAAGAAGAAGAAUCAUGUGAUAUCUAUUUGUCCGACGAAGAAGAGCCUCCAAGAGAAGAAUGGUUCCUGGAUGAAAUUAGUCUCCUGCCGACUGUUGCAGUUACUGACUGGGUUAUGUGCCAUGUCUUUCUUGAGAGGAGGGAGAAGAAGAACGAAGAAAGUGUUGAGUACGACGAAGAAAAUGAUGAUUCCGACGAAUAA
Thlaspi arvense is the source of this 1443-nucleotide messenger RNA. The record is from the annotation of a GenBank genome assembly. NCBI's taxonomy places the organism in Eukaryota, Viridiplantae, Streptophyta, Magnoliopsida, Brassicales, Brassicaceae.